Larimichthys crocea (large yellow croaker) is the source of this 1986-nucleotide messenger RNA. Its product is annotated as tubulin alpha-1B chain. Gene Ontology annotation, biological process: microtubule-based process. Gene Ontology annotation, cellular component: microtubule. The transcript has 5 exons. The coding region runs from base 130 to 1482 and encodes 450 amino acids. NCBI's taxonomy places the organism in Eukaryota, Metazoa, Chordata, Actinopteri, Sciaenidae. The record is from RefSeq and is a predicted model, not a curated record. Gene Ontology annotation, molecular function: GTP binding; structural constituent of cytoskeleton.
CGCCGCCCUCCCAUUCAGCAGUUGUUGCAUCGACCCCGUUGGGUACAACACGCGACGCAGAAACACCGUUUUUAAAAAGACUUUUUUCUUCACAUUUUCUCCUCCUCCUCUUCCUCUUUGAUCUUAAACAUGCGCGAGUGUAUUUCCAUCCACGUUGGUCAGGCCGGUGUCCAGAUUGGCAAUGCCUGCUGGGAGCUUUACUGCCUGGAACAUGGGAUCCAGCCGGACGGACAGAUGCCCAGCGACAAGACACUCGGAGGCGGAGAUGAUUCCUUCAACACCUUCUUCAGUGAGACUGGAGCUGGAAAGCACGUCCCCAGGGCUGUUUUUGUGGACCUGGAGCCCACUGUCAUCGAUGAGGUGCGCACUGGGACCUACCGCCAGCUUUUCCACCCUGAGCAGCUGAUCACUGGUAAGGAGGAUGCUGCCAACAACUACGCCCGUGGACACUACACCAUCGGCAAAGAGAUCAUCGACCUGGUGCUGGACAGGAUCCGCAAACUGGCUGACCAGUGCACUGGCCUUCAGGGCUUCCUGGUCUUCCACAGCUUCGGAGGUGGCACCGGCUCUGGUUUCACCUCCCUGCUGAUGGAGCGUCUGUCUGUCGACUACGGCAAGAAGUCCAAGCUGGAGUUCUCCAUCUACCCAGCUCCCCAGGUGUCCACCGCUGUGGUGGAGCCCUACAACUCCAUCCUGACCACCCACACCACCCUGGAGCACUCUGACUGUGCCUUCAUGGUAGAUAACGAGGCCAUCUACGAUAUCUGCCGUAGGAACCUCGAUAUCGAGCGUCCUACUUACACCAACCUGAACAGGUUGAUCAGUCAGAUCGUGUCCUCCAUCACUGCUUCCCUUCGUUUCGAUGGUGCUCUCAAUGUUGAUCUGACAGAGUUCCAGACCAACUUGGUGCCAUAUCCCCGUAUCCACUUCCCUCUGGCCACCUAUGCCCCUGUCAUCUCCGCUGAGAAGGCUUACCAUGAGCAGCUCUCAGUGGCUGAGAUCACUAACGCCUGCUUCGAGCCAGCCAAUCAGAUGGUGAAAUGUGACCCUCGCCACGGCAAAUACAUGGCUUGCUGCCUGCUUUUCCGUGGUGAUGUGGUGCCCAAAGAUGUCAAUGCUGCCAUCGCCACCAUCAAAACCAAACGCACCAUCCAGUUUGUGGACUGGUGUCCCACUGGUUUCAAGGUUGGCAUCAACUACCAGCCACCCACUGUGGUUCCUGGUGGAGACCUGGCCAAGGUCCAGAGGGCCGUGUGCAUGCUGAGCAACACCACUGCUAUUGCAGAGGCCUGGGCUCGGCUCGACCACAAGUUUGACCUGAUGUACGCUAAGCGUGCCUUUGUUCACUGGUAUGUAGGUGAGGGUAUGGAGGAGGGAGAGUUCUCUGAGGCCAGAGAGGACAUGGCAGCUCUGGAGAAGGAUUACGAGGAGGUUGGAGCUGAUAGUCUGGGAGACGAGGAGGAAGAAGGAGAGGAAUAUUAAACGGGCGUCCAUGCCUUUUGUGCUGCUCUCUGAUCUGUGCCUUGUUAUAAAAAUAAAAUGUGUUCAUUGGCUGCAGACAGAGUUGUAAUGAUGUGCAGUACAGAUUGUUCUGUAGUUUCAAUCUUGGGCAGUUUCAAGUGUUCAGUGAUUCAGUUUUUAGUGAUGAAGGUUACUCUGCUCACACUAAACUCUCAAGCCUCUGCUGCGCUCACUUUAGUCUCUUGGGGGCAGUGUUGUUCGUCAGACGUUUGAACUUUACACAUGCUGAAGUUACAAACUGCUGUUGCAGGUCAAGAGUUCAGUUUGUUCAAUACCUUGUUCACAACGUUUAUUUACUGUUUGUGCUUUACAUGAGACUUGUAACCUAACCUGGUUGAGGAAGGAGAGAAGGUAAAAGUAAUAAAUUCAGCAAAGGCACUCUUGGAUGGAAGCUUGAAAAAAAUAAACUGUUUUACCACAGUAUGUUGUUGAUGGCCUGUUAAUAAACUGCAUUAUUUAAAAGUU